AUGGGUACUCCCUUGGAAGCCUCCCGCUGACACUCAAAGGAGACCGAUUUGUUAUUCUUGAAAAGACAGAGAAGAGUGGAAAUCACAGUAGUUACAUAGCAGGCACAUUUCAUCUGCAGCCGGUCAGCUGCUACAAUGAGGGAAAAAAGUAUUUGAUCCCCUGCUGAUUUUGUAUGUUUGCCCACUGACAAAGAAAUGAUCAGUCUAUAAUUUUAAUGGUAGGUUUAUUUGAACAGUGAGAGACAGAAUAACAACAAAAUAAUCAAGAAAAAUGCAUGUAAAAAAUGUUAUAAAUUGAUUUGCAUUUUAAUGAGGGAAAUAAGUAUUUGACCCCCUCUCAAUCAGAAAGAUUUCUGGCUCCCAGGUGUCUUUUAUACAGGUAACGAGCUGAGAUUAGGAGCACACUCUUAAAGGGAGUGCUCCUAAUCUCAGCUUGUUAACUGUAUAAAAGACACCUGUCCACAGAAGCAAUCAAUCAAUCAGAUUCCAAACUCUCCACCAUGGCCAAGACCAAAGAGCUCUCCAAGGAUGUCAGGGACAAGACUGUAGACCUACACAAGGCUGGAAUGGGCUACAAGACCAUCGCCAAGCAGCUUGGUGAGAAGGUGACAACAGUUUGUGUGAUUAUUCGCAAAUGGAAGAAACACAAAAGAACUGUCAAUCUCCCUCUGCCUGGGGCUCCAUGCAAGAUCUCACCUCGUGGAGUUGCAAUGAUCAUGAGAACGGUGAGGAAUCAGCCCAGAACUACACGGGAGGAUCUUGUCAAUGAUCUCAAGGCAGCUGGGACCAUAGUCACCAAGAAAACAAUUGGUAACACACUACGCCAUGAAGAACUGAAAUCCUUUAGCGCCCGCAAGGUCCCCCUGCUCAAGAAAGCACAUAUACAGGGCCGUCUGAAGUUUGCCAAUGAACAGCUGAAUGAUUCAGAGGAGAACGGGGUGAAAGUGUUGUGGUCAGAUGAGACCAAAAUCGAGCUCUUUGGCAUCAACUCAACUUGCCGUGUUUGGAGGAGGAGGAAUGCUGCCUAUGACCCCAAGAACACCAUCCCCACCGUCAAACAUGGAGGUGGAAACAUUAUGCUUUGGGGGUGUUUUUCUGCUAAGGGCACAGGACAACAAAAGGACAAUGGACGGGGCCAUGUACCGUCAAAUCUUGGGUGAGAACCUCCUUCCCUCAGCCAGGGCAUUGAAAAUGGGUUGUGGAUGGGUAUUCCAGCAUGACAAUGACCCAAAACACAUGGCCAAGGCAACAAAGGAGUGGCUCAAGAAGAAGCACAUGAUGGUCCUGGAGUGGCCUAGCCAGUCUCCAGACCUUAAUCCCAUAGAAAAUCUGUGGAGGGAGCUGAAGGUUCGAGUUGCCAAACGUCAGCCUCGAAACCUUAAUGACUUGGAGAAGAUCUGCAAAGAGGAGUGGAACAAAAUCCCUCCUGAGAUGUGUGCAAACCUGGUGGCCAACUACAAGAAACGUCUGACCUCUGUGAUUGCCAACAAGGGUUUUGCCACCAAGUACUAAGUCAUGUUUUGCAGAGGGGUCAAAUACUUAUUUCCCUCAUUUAAAAUGCAAAUCAAUUUAUAACAUUUCUGACAUGCGUUUUUCUUGAUUUUUUUGUUGUUAUUCUGUCUCUCACUGUUCAAAUAAACUUACCAUUAAAAUUAUAGACUGAUCAUGUCUUUGUCAGUGGGCAAACGUACAAAUUCAGCAGGGGAUCAAAUACUUUUUUCCCUCACUAUAUACAGUAAUAACAAAUUGCAAAUAUUGCUGUUUGUGAAUAUGAACACUCGGAUUAGCAUUCGAUCACAUUUAGGAUUUUAAUAAAGGUUUGACAUUGUUUUAAUCUUGGAAGGAGUAUUGAUUGCUAGGAUACUGACAUAUAUUAGAGGUGACACUAAUGUAGCAUUUAAUGUUUCUCUUUAACGGGCACAAAUACUGACGUGUGGCAUGCUAGAGAUGGGCACAGAUCUAGGCUCUGCUUACCUGCAACCUCACCUCAGCAACCUCAUCCUACUUCAUUAGGGACUGAGGCAGGCUGAAGCUGAACCUGUUGUUCCUGGGUUCCUGUUGUUGCGGCGCUGCUGCUGUAAUGUCUGGGGGCCUGGGCUCAUCUGGCAGAGGAAAUGCAGAAGAUGUGAAAGCCUGUGGCCCCCUGACCCAUUGUUUAUGAGCUGCCACAAUGUGUUGAGGCUUCCUCUGAGUCAUUGUCCUUUUGCAGGCAACACAGACACUCACACACACACACACACACACACACACAGAGCUCGGAGCUAGCCUCUUCACAAAUACGCACACACAUACGUUAUAGCAGGUAACCUAGCGGAGGCGGCAGGUAGCCUAGCGGUUAAGAGCAUUGGGCCAGUAACCGAAAGGUUGCUGGUUGGAAUCCCUGAGCCGGCAAGGUGGAAAAAAAACUGCUGUUCUGCCCUUGAGCAAGGCAGUUAACCCGCAACAACAACUGCUCCCCGGGCGCCGUGGACGUCGAUUUAAGGCAGCCCCCCGCAUCUCUCUGAUUUCAGAGGGGUUGGGUUAAAUGCUGAAGACACAUUUUGGUUGAAUGCAUUCAGUUGUACAUCUGACUAGGUAUCCCCUUCCCUUUCCAUUCCUCACACAAAAACCUAUUUUGUGUUCUAAAUGUGUAGUCAGCCGGUAGUUAAAGAGACAGUCCUAUCAUUGGCUACUUUGCAGAACUGCAAAUCAAAUCAAGCUUUAUGUAUAUAGCACAUUUCAGACAUGGAUGCAACGCAAUGUGCUUCACAGGAAAAAACAAAAACAAUGAAAAUAAAAACAAAUAUUUUACUACACAACAAACUGAAACAAAAAAAAGCACCCUAAGGAAAAGCAAAGCUAAAAAGUUGUGUUUUAGCAUCUCUUUUAAAUAUGUCCACAGUUUCGGCCCCCCUCAGGUUCUCAGGCUAUUCCAGAGGCUGGGGGCAUAGUAACUAAAGGCUGCUUCUCCAUGCCUCUUGGUCCUAGGCUUUGGGAUAGUUAAAAGGCCAGUGCCAGAGGACCUGAGGGACCUACUGGGUACACCACUCAAAAGCACAUCUGACAUGUAUUGGGGUGCACAAUGGUGGAUUGAUUUAAAAACCAAUAGAAUAAUCGUAAAAUGUAGCCAGUGCAGAGCCUUUAAAACCGGUGUAAUGUGUGCUCUAGUCUUGGUCAGUACACGUGCUGCAGCAUUCUGUAUGUUUUUCAGUUGACCAAUAGCUUUCUUGGGUAGACCAGACAGGAGAGCAUUACAGUAGUCAAGCCUGCUUGUAAUAAAAGCAUGGAUGAGUCUCUCUGUUUCAGCCAGAGAUAGAAACGGCCACACCUUGGCAAUGUUCCUCAGGUGGUAAAAAGCUAUUUUGGUCACAUUCCUAAUGUGUGAUUCGAAAUUGAGUUCAAAAUCUAAAAUGACACCUAGGUUUUUUUUACCUGGUGUUUUAUCUUUAUUGCCCAUGAAUGAAAAUGUGUGCCAGAUUCUCUCUCUGUGCUUUGGCUUAUGAUUUUGGAUCAUCUGCUGGCACAAAAAAUGUAAAAGGCAAACAUGUUUCCCAUAUGUUGUCAUGAAUGUAUCCAGAUAAACAUCUGUUAUUUCCUCCCUGUAUGUAAUAAAACAUUAAGAAAAUCCACUAUCAGGUUUCACUAGAUAUUUUUCCAUUAACUUGUCCAGUGAUUUUAUUACUUUUUUUGUCGACAUUUAGACAUAGAGCAGAGAAUAUAGAUGUGACAAUUGCCUACUACGGUACGUUUCCAUUCAACUACACUACCAGUCAAAAGUUUGGACACACCUACUCAUUCAAGGGUUUUUCUUUAUUUGUAAAAAAAAAUUGACAUUGUAGAAUAAUAGUGAAGACAUCAAAAUGAUUAAAUAACACAUAUGGAAUCAUGUAGUAACCAAAGAAGUGUUAAACAAAUCAAAAUAUAUUUUAUAUUUGAGAUUCUUCAAAUAGCCACCCUUUGCCUUGAUGACAGCUUUGCACACUUUUGGCAUUCUCUCAACCAGCUUCAUGAGGUAGUCACCUGGAAUGCAUUUCAAUUAACAGGUGUGCCUUCUUAAAAGUUAAUUUGUGGAAUUUAUUUCCUCCUUAAUGUGUUUGAGCCAAUCAGUUGUGUUGUGACAAGGUAGGGGGGGGGGGUAUACCAGAAGAUAGCCCUAUUUGGUAAAAGACCAAGUCUGUAUUAUGGCAAGAACAGCUCAAAUAAGCAAAGAGAAACGACAGUCCAUCAUUACUUUAAGACAUGAAGGUCAGUCAAUACGGAACAUUUCAAGAACUUUGAAAGUUUCUUCAAGUGCAGUUGCAAAAACCAUCAAGCACUAUGAUGAAACUGGCUCUCAUGAGGACUGCCACAGGAAUGGAAGGUUUGGGCUUAGUGGGACUAUCAGAGAUUGAGAUGGUUUGGGAUGAGUCAGACCGCAGAGUGGAGGAAAAGCAGCCAAACAUAAUUUCUAGUGAGUGUGCAUCUGUAUAACCUCUCCUCUCCUCUCUUCUCUCUCUCUCCUCAUCCCUCGCUCCAGACGUCAUCAUGGACUCCUUCAGUACUAAGACCCUGGCCCUUCAGGCCCAGAAGAAGCUGAUGAGCAAGAUGGCCACCAAGAGUGUGGCCAACCUCUUCAUUGAUGACACCAGCAGCGAGGUGCUGGACGAGCUCUACCGCGUCACCAAGGAGUACACACGCAACCGCAAGGAGGCCCAGAAGAUCAUCAAGGACCUCAUCAAGAUGGUGGUGAAGCUGGGCAUCCUCUACCGCAACAACCAGUUCAACGGGGAGGAACUGGUGCUGGUCGAGGGCUUCAGGUUGAUUAUGCUAUAUGAUUACAUGAUAUAUGAUUGAUUAUGUAUUUAAUAAUUAUGGCUGUAGAUAGCAUUAAAGAUGCACUCUCAAACUUUUGUAUAAUUUCAGCCAGUAAUUUUGAAAGUGGUGCUCAUGAGCCAAAAGUGGUUCCUGUUUUUUUGUGUACUACAUCAUCCAAUUCGUACUAGAUGUUACAAAUGUGUUAUGCUUAAGAUCCUGGAGUGCAUCUUUAACGGGAGUAUAAUAGUCUUUGAUUAGGGUUGCCAGCCCUGGAUGUUGAGGGUUGUAAUUUGCACUGGUUUUUAUUCCAGCCUUAAUGAAACCAAUCAUUGUGUUGGGCUGGGAAAAAAAGCAAUGGCAUGUCCUUUGCCAUCGACUGUACCUAAGCCAUCAUGCAUAACAACAAUGUCCACGUCUCCUUUCCAGGAAGAAGGUCCACACACUGGCCAUGACGGCCGUCAGCUUCCACCAGAUCGAAUUCACAUUCGACCGGCGUGUGAUGAGCGCCAUCCUGAACGAGUGCCGGGAGCUGCUGCACCAGGCAAUCAACCGCCACCUGACAGCCAAGAGCCACUCGCGGGUCAACCACGUGUUCAACCACUUCGCCGACUGUGACUUCCUGGCGGCUCUCUACGGCCCCUCCGAGGUGUACCGCAGCCACCUGCAGAGGAUCUGCGACGGUGUCAACAAGAUGCUGGACGAGGGCAACCUUUGA
Messenger RNA from Coregonus sp. 'balchen', 5488 nucleotides. NCBI's taxonomy places the organism in Eukaryota, Metazoa, Chordata, Actinopteri, Salmoniformes, Salmonidae. The record is from the annotation of a GenBank genome assembly.